This is a messenger RNA of Cylindrotheca closterium, 1371 nucleotides long. The record is from the annotation of a GenBank genome assembly. NCBI's taxonomy places the organism in Eukaryota, Bacillariophyta, Bacillariophyceae, Bacillariales, Bacillariaceae.
AUGGUUUCUAUCCCGCCCCUCGCAAGUGGAACGCAACGAAGACGACACACGACAGCAGGAUGGGACUUCUACGUUACUUGGAAAGAUGGUUCCUCAAAUUGGAUACCUUUGAAAGAUAUGAAUGAGUCGUUCCCGAUUGAAGUGGCCGAUUACGCGAUAAGCAAGGGCAUCCAAGACGAACCCGCUUUUGCAUGGUGGAUCCCACACGUUGUUCGAAAGCGAAAGCGAUUCCUUGGCAAAGUAAAAUCGAAGUACUGGGAACGUACGCACAAGUACAAAAUACGUAUCCCAAAAUCGAUCAAAGAAGCCAUCGAAAUCGACAAAGCAAAUGGGGACACACUAUGGCAAGACUCAAUUCAAAUGGAGAUGAAAAACAAUCGAGUCGCUUUUGAAGAAUUCGAUGGAGACGUAGAGAAGCUGAUGGGAUACAAAAAGAUCAUGGGACACCUAGUAUUUGAUGUGAAACUAGGGGAAAACUUCCGAAGGAAAGCGAGGUACUGCGCUGAUGGACACAAGACUGAAGCACCCGCAGCAUUGACCUACAGUACGGUAGUGUCCCGUGAUUCAGUUUGGAUACUACUAAUGAUAGCAGCGCUAAACGGAUUAGACUUGCAAUGCGCGGAUAUUCAAAACGCAUUCCUCACUGCACCAGCGAUCGAAAAGUGCUACCUGGUAGCAGGACCCAAGUUUGGUGAAGAAGGCAAAGUAUUUAUCGUAAGAAGAGCAUUAUAUGGCUUAAAAAGUUCAUCCGCAGUAUUCAGAUCACACCUGGCGGAGACUUUGGAGGAUUUGGGCUUCAGCUCAUCAACUGCCAACCCAGACGUUUGGAUGCGAGCGGCAGUGAAACCUGACGGCGAGGAAUACUACAAAUACAUCCUUUGCUACGUCAACGACAUCCUAUGUAUGUCGCUGAAAGCCAAAGAAGUGAUGGAAGGAAUUGGAAGGAUGUUCAAGUUCAAGAAAGGGAAGAUUGAACCUCCAGAAAGCUACCUGGGAGCUAGGUUACGAAAGAAGACUUUGGAUGGACACGACAUGUGGACGAUGUCAAGUUAUGACUACGUCGUGGCAGUCAAUAACGUCAAGGAAACAUUAAAGGACAGCCCAAAAUGGAAAAUGCCCAAGAAUGCACCAACGCCGAUGACUAGUGCCUAUGAACCGGAGAUGGAUGGAUCAAGCGAAUUAGGACAAGAAGACCAUACCUACUUCCAAGAGUUGAUUGGGAUAUUACGAUGGGCGACAGAGAUUGGACGAGUCGAUAUCUUACUGGAAGUAUCACUCCUGAGCCAGUAUCAAGCAGCUCCAAGGGAAGGACACAUGGAACGAUUACAUUUAUAUGCGUACACGUGUACACGUGUAUGUGUAUCGCAGUGA